GUCAGGCCGCCAGGGUGAAACCGCUGCUGCAAGAACGACGCGCGGAUCUGCUCCUCCCAUCGCAGCUGCACAAACUGGUUGCAGCGCUUUUUCAAACACAUUUCAAGGUUCCGGAACGCCGUCGGCUGUUGUUCUGUGUGGAAGGGAGCAGCUUGGGAUGCGGACGGUUCAUUUGGUUUUUUCAAGGGCGAACUCGCUCGUCUUAACAAGCAUGAGAGACGAAAGACGGCAGCGCCCGUCCACCUGGCAUCUGGCACUGCUGGCCAUCGCUCUGUGGACAACAGCAUUCUGCGGUACUGCUUCCGGCACCCCACCCCCUUCAUCCGCGGCUGCGGCGGGCCCAUCGCCAUUUCGAGGGCCGUACUCGCGGCAAGUUGUGGCUGACCUGUGGACCAGUAGGGCCCAGCGAGGAGCCAAUUCAUUGGACCCACAGACGGACCUCUUAUCGGGGACCCCCCUUUCUGGUGUGGACAAAGACGCGGUGCGGCGACAACGGAGGAAGAAAUUCCGCGACGCGCUCGACAGCGUGAGGAGUGCGCUGCCGAGAAUUAAGAUCAAGACGGAGCCGAAGGUACGCAGAAAGCAAGCAAGCGUCCCUCACGCCCGCGACGGCCGUCGUGUGCGUUCUUUUUCCCUCUGGCUGUCUGUGUUGAACACAGACCUUCCUGAAGAUUCGGAAGACGCUGUUUCCUUUAAAGACGCGGCUGACGGUUGGUGCCGACUAUUCGCUGCAGGAUCGUCAAUGGAAGCUGGUGAGCAGCUGGCAGGACAAUGUCAUCGGCGGCACCAUCACCCUCAACGGGCGCGAGUUCAGCAUCGCCAAGGACUGGUUCCUCCCCUUCAGCGAGAUCGACCAGCACCAGGUCGGCGCCAAGCUGCGGGUGCACGCAGGCCUCAAUAUGGACACAGGACGGCUGUUCGCCAAGUUCCGCAUGCGUGCUGAGCGGCUUGCGCCCAUCGCCUUCGGUGACGGCAUCCGGAUCGACCAGCGAGUGCCCCUUGACGGGCGCAAUGGCAACGCGAAGCUGGAGGUCAAGGGUCGCGUGAGUUUCCCCGAGCCGCAGGUGGAGUACAGCACUGACAGGCAGGGCAACGUUGGGAUCAUGACGGGCAUGGGGGACGUGGAGGUGGCCAUCGAACAGCUCAAUCUGUGCUUUGAGUACUGACAAACGGACUGGCUAAUUGAGGGCGAAUGGAG
Vitrella brassicaformis is the source of this 1198-nucleotide messenger RNA. The record is from the annotation of a GenBank genome assembly. Lineage: Eukaryota; Vitrellaceae.